UGGUUGUCUAUGGGAAGAACUUAUGGAAGAAGUACAAACAGAAAUAGCGAAGUAUGAGGUUAAUGUUUUUGUGAAUUAUUUUUCAUCGUAAAAUAAUCCUGAAUUAAAAGUGUAGUCAUAUUAUUUGUGUGAAAUAGGGUUUGCUAUACGAACAGCAGAUAUUUCCAAUAAAGACAUUUUGCGGAUUUCAUUUAUCCAUUGUGUGUAACUGUUGUAGCUGUAGUUUAUUUGGUUGCUUAUAAGCUGAGCAGAAUGGUGGACGUUUUAAAGAAAUCUCCUUUCAAAACAGGAGAAAAAGAGAAUGGAACUGAACCUACUGCACCCAUUACAAAAAAAGGCAUCUUGACAUCAUUUCAAUCUGGAAAGCCAAUGUCUAUACCAGACAAUGAUGUUUUGGGCAGAUGCAGGUUUGUCUCUGAUUUUGAAAAACUGAACCGUAUUGGUGAAGGAACUUAUGGAAUUGUAUAUAGAGCAAAAGAUACGACUUCUGACAAAAUUGUUGCUCUCAAAAAAGUCCGCAUGGACCUUGAAAGGGAUGGUAUUCCUGUCAGCAGCUUAAGAGAAAUUCAGGUAUUACUUAGUUGUCGUCAUGAGAAUAUUGUCCAUUUGAAAGAAGUCGCAGUGGGGCGUAGUUUAGAGAGUUUAAGUAUUUUCUUGGUAAUGGAAUAUUGCGAGCAAGAUUUGGCUUCACUACUGGACAAUAUGCAAACCCCAUUCACAGAAUCCCAAGUAAAGUGUAUUAUGAUUCAAGUUCUUAGAGGAUUAAGGUAUCUCCACUACAAUUUCAUAGUUCAUAGAGACUUGAAGGUGUCUAAUUUACUUAUGACAGACAAAGGAUGUGUAAAAAUUGCUGAUUUUGGUUUGGCAAGGUGGUUUGGUGUCCCAUUGAAACCUAUGACACCCCAUGUAGUAACAUUAUGGUACAGGGCACCAGAAUUAUUGCUGCAGGCUCCAACUCAGACUACCAGUGUGGACAUGUGGGCUGCAGGAUGUAUAUUAGGUGAACUCUUAGGUCACAAACCUUUAUUACCUGGCAGAUCUGAAAUACAGCAAUUGGAACUCAUUGUGGACCUUCUGGGUACACCAUCUGAUGCUAUCUGGCCAGGAUUUAGUAAACUUCCAGCAUUACAAAACUUCACUUUGAAACAACAGCCUUAUAACAACUUGAAACAACGGUUUCCUUGGCUAUCAGCAGCUGGUCUAAGACUGCUAAACUUCCUCUUCAUGUACGAUCCAAGGAAGAGGGCAACAGCUGAAGAGUGUUUGCAGAGCAGCUACUUCAAAGAAGCCCCAACACCGUGUGAUCCAAAACUUAUGCCUACAUUCCCACAACACAGAAAUAUUAAAAGUGGUGGUAAAUCAUCAAUAAAUGACUCCAACGUAAAUACCGGAGCUGGAGACCAAACCAACAAUCUUCCAGCUAUUUCUGAUCUGUUGGGGUCACUUGUAAAGAAGCGAAGAGUAGAAUAAGUGUUCAAAGCUUGAUUAUAUACAAGCUAUUUUGGUUCUGCGUCAUUUAUUCCAUUUUUUGACAUUGUGUUUCUUAUAAAAUACACUGCAUUAUUAUUUA
Messenger RNA from Agrilus planipennis (emerald ash borer), 1570 nucleotides. RefSeq names its product cyclin-dependent kinase 10 (gene Cdc10). NCBI's taxonomy places the organism in Eukaryota, Metazoa, Arthropoda, Insecta, Coleoptera, Buprestidae. Gene Ontology annotation, molecular function: ATP binding; cyclin-dependent protein serine/threonine kinase activity. Gene Ontology annotation, biological process: protein phosphorylation; regulation of mitotic cell cycle. Bases 253 to 1470 code for a protein of 405 amino acids. The transcript is spliced from 9 exons. The record is from RefSeq and is a predicted model, not a curated record. Gene Ontology annotation, cellular component: nucleus.